Messenger RNA from Oryzias melastigma (Indian medaka), 2089 nucleotides. It is a transcript of the gene tat, whose product is annotated as tyrosine aminotransferase. Gene Ontology annotation, biological process: aromatic amino acid metabolic process; biosynthetic process. Lineage: Eukaryota; Metazoa; Chordata; Actinopteri; Beloniformes; Adrianichthyidae. The transcript has 12 exons. Gene Ontology annotation, molecular function: pyridoxal phosphate binding; L-tyrosine:2-oxoglutarate transaminase activity. Bases 154 to 1581 code for a protein of 475 amino acids. The record is from RefSeq and is a predicted model, not a curated record.
GGCAGCAGGCUGAGGGUUCGACUCCCACAUUUAGGAGCGUCUUCUGGGGAGGAACCUGCAUAAAUACAUCCCGCAGGAUCUCCUCCGCACUCGCUCUCAGCACGGAAACACCCGCGCAUCUCACCUGGAGGAAAGGAGCUCAUUGAAACAAAGAUGGACACCAAGUCUUACGUGGUUCAGAUGAACGGGAAUGGCGUCCACGGUAAAGCGGUGCUGAAAGCCCAAAGCCUGGGCGGGAUGGGCGUCACCGGCAAGGGUUUCCACGGCAACGCCCUGCAGCACGUCAACGUGAACGGCAGCCUGUACCCGGCCAAGGUGAAGAGCCGCAGGCUGAGGUGGGACGUGAAACCGUCGGAGAUGGCCAACAACACGCUGAACCCCAUCAGGGCCAUCGUGGACGGCAUGAAGCUCACCCCCAACCCCGACAAACCCAUGAUCGCCCUCUCCAUAGGUGAUCCGACCGUGUUUGGAAACCUGCCUACAGACGACGCCGUGCUUCAGGCGAUGAAAGACGCCAUCGAUUCCCAAAAAUACAACGGCUAUGCUCCUUCUGUAGGUUACCUGAAGAGCCGGCAGGCCGUGGCCAACUUCUACAGCUGCCCUGAAGCUCCGCUGGAGGCUCAGGACGUGAUUCUGACCAGCGGCUGCAGUCAGGCCAUUGAACUGGCUAUAAGCGUCCUGUGUAACCCCGGGGACAACAUCCUGGUCCCGUGCCCCGGCUUCUCCUUAUAUAAGACUCUGGCUGUGUCAAUGGGGAUUGAGGUCAAACUCUACAACUUGCUGCCAGAAAAGUCCUGGGAGAUCGAUCUGCAGCAGCUGGAGAGCCUGAUGGACGAGAGGACUUCCUGUUUGAUCGUGACCAACCCGUCCAACCCGUGCGGCUCCGUCUUCACCACAGAACACCUGCAGAAGAUCCUCAGAGUGGCCUCCAAACACUGCGUCCCCAUCCUGGCGGAUGAGAUCUACAGUGACAUGGUUUUCCCAGGAUGCAGCAGCCCUUCUCUGGCUUGUCUCAGCAGUGACGUCCCCAUCCUGUCCUGCGGGGGCCUGGCCAAACGCUGGCUGGUCCCCGGCUGGAGGCUGGGCUGGAUUCUGAUCCACGACAGGAACGACAUCUUUGGCUCCAAGAUUCGUCAGGGUCUGGUGAAACUCAGCCAGCGUAUUCUGGGAGCCUGCACCAUCGUCCAGGGGGCGCUAGAGAGCAUCCUGAACAACACCCCCCAGAGCUUCUACAGCAGCACCAUCAGCUUCCUGAAGUCAAACUCCCAGAUCUGUUACAAAGAACUGUCCCGGGUUCCCGGCCUGAACCCCGUCAUGCCUGCAGGAGCCAUGUACCUCAUGGUUGGGAUUGACAUGGAGCACUUCCCAGAUUUUACUAACGACGUUGACUUCACUGAGCGUCUGGUGACGGAGCAGUCGGUCUUUUGUCUGCCGGCUUCAGCAUUUGAGUAUCCCAACUUCUUCCGCGUGGUGGUGACCGUGCCCGAGGAGCUGAUGCUGCAGGCGUGCGCUCGCAUCAGGGAGUUCUGCCAGCGUUACUACCGGCCCCGCAGCUGCGACAGCAACGACCUGGAUCAGUGAAGCUGCUGCGUUACUCAGUACAUUUACAUGGAUGCAGACCCUAAAACCCACUGUGCUAGGACCCUACAAUAUGGCCUCAGAAUCCUCAUGGUUCCCGUCAUCUCCAUCCCAACAAAAAGCCCAAAGCAUCAACUCUGACACUGUUCAUUUUGAUAUAAAAAGGAGCAAAUAUUUAUAUUUUUAACUCCCAUCCAGCAGCAAUAACACUUUUGUGUAUACAUACGAUUUCUGCUUCAUACGUCGUUCACCGUCUGCAGAAUCUGACGGCUGCACAGUCUGCAUGCACUAGCAGGAAGUACGUCAUGUAUUAUGAUCAUGUACUCUAUUGCUCGGCCAGUGUUAGUCUGCAUUGACUUGUUCUUUAUCAGAACUUUCUCUGUAAAUAGUAUGUAUGUUAUUGUUUAACAUUUAUGGACUUUUAUAUUUUCUGCUUUUAUUUCAAGCAUAAAAUACUGUUUGGUAUUUCUUUUUUAUAUGUAAUUAUCUAAUAAAAAAUACUCAACAAUCA